Messenger RNA from Pseudozyma flocculosa PF-1, 2241 nucleotides. RefSeq lists its product as uncharacterized. Gene Ontology annotation, cellular component: retromer, tubulation complex; endosome. The record is from RefSeq and is a predicted model, not a curated record. Gene Ontology annotation, molecular function: phosphatidylinositol-3-phosphate binding. NCBI's taxonomy places the organism in Eukaryota, Fungi, Basidiomycota, Ustilaginomycetes, Ustilaginales, Ustilaginaceae. Gene Ontology annotation, biological process: retrograde transport, endosome to Golgi; intracellular protein transport. The transcript is spliced from 3 exons. The coding region runs from base 1 to 2241 and encodes 746 amino acids.
AUGUCAUCCGACUUGUCGUCGCCCCAGUUUGAGGGCGGAAUGGCUCCGCCCACGCCGGACAAGCCGGUUUCUGGCCAGCAGCCAGGCCAGGGCGCAAUGAGCCGCUCCAACUCGAACCUCGUCGCCGACCUCGAGCAGAGGCGGCAGACGGCAGCCUCGUAUCGCAACGGCCAGCCCACCUCAGAGGCCCAGGCGGCCAACGCCGUCUAUCAGCCUCAGCAUCAAGCAGAUCCACCCCGCGAGCUGUUCCUACGCAUCCGUAUCCAGUCGAUUGAAAAGGCCAAGCGCGACCUCAUGGUCAGGAUGGACGCAAUCACCAAUGUCCCCCAUUUUCGGUCCUCGUCCUACCCGGGAUUCACUCGCUCCUACCGCGAACUGUGCCUCUACGCCCUCGCCCUCUCGCUCUCGUCGCCCGCCACCAUCGUACCCGCGCUGCCGCUGCCCUCCACCACGGCAAGCGGCGUCGAGGACACCCGCAUCCUCCGCCUCAUGCUCUCGCGCUGGUUCUCUCGCAUCCUCGCCGAGCCCUCGCUCCGCGACAACCCAGAGACGCGCAACCUCGUCGAGGCCGACUUUACCUACUCGCCCACCCCACCCGGCGCCGGCAGCUCCUCUGCAGCCAGGAAGAGGUUCGCCAACGCCAUGGCCAGCGCCGCAAACGUUGCCUACGGCGGCGUCGACUCGACCGGUGGCCUCCCCAACGGCGUCCUCGCCACCUCGGCCUCCGCAAGCACCAGGAGCGGUGGCGGCGGCGGUGGCUUCAGCAUCCUGGGCCUCGGAGGCGGCAACAAGGGCCUCAGCACCUCGAGGAGCGUCUACGACGAUGACGAGGACCUUGUGGCGGCACGCGCAGAGGUGACGAGGCUCGAGAUGCAGUUUGCCGACGCCGCCGAGGCGUCCGAGAAGCUGGCCCAUUCGCGCCGCGCCCUCACCACCGCCCUCUCCGACCUCUCUGCCAAGCUCAACAACCUCGGCGCCGUCGAAGAGGUCCGUCCGCCCUCGAUGCGCCUCGGGCUGCCCCACGCGCUCAAGAGCGCCGCGCACACGAGCCGCAGCGUGGGCGAGCUGCAGGACGCCCUCAGCAACACUGAGCUGCUGACGCUCGGCGAUGCGGUCGCCUACCAGUCGAUCAACGCCCGGGCCGCCAAGGAGGCCAUGCUCGCGCGCAACGCCCUCGUCGAGGAACACCACAAUGCGCAGAAGGCCGUGGUCGCCAAGAAGCGCGAUGCCGAGCACCUCAAGACGCAGCGCAACCUGCGGGCGGACAAGGUCGACGACGCCCUCGAGGAGCUCGAAGAGGCAAAGCGGCACGAAGUCGCGCUGGCGCAGAAUCUCAAGCGGAUCAGCCUCAACCUGCACAGCAGCCUCCAGAGCCACAGCCGGCACGCGCACCACGACCUGCAGCAGGCCCUGUUGGAGCACGCGCGGGGUAGCCUGAUGUACCAAAAGCAGAUCCUCAAGGAGCUCCGUGCGCUCAAGCCGGAGCUCGAGGCUCGGCGGGCGCCGAUCGCCUCGGCCACCUCUUCGUCGUCGAUGUCGCAGGGCACGCCGGCAAUGCCGUCUGGAGCCGUGCCUGGAGCGGGGCAGGGAGGAGCACACGAAGUGCCAAGGCCGUACGAAGCCAUGGAGUCGCCCGCAGCACCGCCGCCGCCAUCUGCCGUUCUGUCUCCAGCACCAGCACCAACACCGGCGCCGGCAUUCGCAGCAGCAGCAGCAGCAGCAGCCUCGGCGUCUUCGGACAUGGGCAAGUCAGGUAGCGCUUCUUCGGCGCUGCCCACUUCGCCUCCCCGGACCAGCAGCAUGCCGGCCUCGCGCAGCUUCAGUGCCCAGGCAGCCUCGGCUGCUCAACAAGCCGGUCCUCAGACGAUGACGCCACCGCGGCCAAAUCCCUGGAUCCGCGCCGAUACGCAGUCCCCAACCCAACCCCAGCAUCACGCUCCGAGCGGCAUGACGCAGUCCUUCUUCCAGCCACGGCAUCCGUCGCACACGACUCCGGAAUCGCCGGGAUUUCACCACCAUCCACCACCGCAGCAGCAGCAACAGCAGUCCCCACCGCCGGGCAACGCCAUGGCGCAGAGCAUGUUUGUCACUCCGCCCGCGCCGCUCGAUGGCGCGGCCUCGUUUGCGUCGAGGUUCGGCACCCUCAACUCGGGUGCGGCCGGCUUCGCGAGCGGCACCGCGAGUGGGCGCAGCCGCAUCUCGGCCAGCGAGGCCGCGAGGAGCCUGGCUGGGAAGUUUUGA